This is a messenger RNA of Thermothielavioides terrestris NRRL 8126, 1614 nucleotides long. RefSeq lists its product as uncharacterized. The coding region runs from base 1 to 1614 and encodes 537 amino acids. The transcript is spliced from 2 exons. NCBI's taxonomy places the organism in Eukaryota, Fungi, Ascomycota, Sordariomycetes, Sordariales, Chaetomiaceae. The record is from RefSeq and is a predicted model, not a curated record.
AUGGCUGGGAUAGUGCUGCGUAACCAGUUGCGUACACUCAAGUCCGUCGCUUGGGAAGAGACCGACUUCCUUCUCGCCGUCCAGCAUCAGCGCGACGCCGACGACUUCAGGCAGCGGAUCUCGGGCGAGAGCGAUUCGAUCGCUGCCGUGGUCCGACACCAUCUGCGCCUACGCGCCGACGACAGCUGCGUCGUUCUCCCUCCAGAAUCAUGGAUCCAGGGAGGGUUCAAUCUCUGCGUUCUUGUUGACGUUCAGUCCCGCCAGUCGUCCCGCCAGUCGUCCCGCCGUUUCGUGUUCCGCUGUCCGCUUCCCCACAAGCUCGCCGAGCACCGGCAUCCCGGUACUAUCGACGAGAAGGUCGCCUGCGAGGUGGCCACUUACUGCUGGAUGCAAGAACACUGCGCCGAUGUCCGGAUCCCACACCUUUACGCCUUUGGCUUCGCGGAUGGCUCCCGUUUUGUUCACAUUCAGCAGAGGCCGUGGUAUGUUCGCAUCCGCCACGGCCUACGGAAAUGGAUCUAUCGCCUGCUCGGCUAUCCCCUUCUCUCGAAUUACGUCCGGGAUACACGGACGCCGGCCGUCAACACUGCCUAUAUGCUCCUGGAGCACAUUGGGCCCGAGACCGGCAAGAUGCUCUCGACAACGUGGGCUCGGCAUCGCCUCGAUCCUAGCCGACAGGACCGUCUGUUUCGCGGCCUAGCACGCGUGAUGCUCUCGCUAGCUCGUCUCCCACAGCCACACAUUGGCUCUUUCCGAUUCAACGCGAGCGAUGGCACCGUUACCCUCACAAACCGACCGCUGACAUGUACCACGAUGAUCUUCGAAAACAGCGAGAUGCCAAGGAACAUCCAACCCUGCCAGGUAUACCGGAGCACCGAUACAUUCGCGUCGGAUAUGCUUACCCUGCACGAUAACUACCUCCUCCAUUACCGUCAUGCCGUUCGGAAUACCAAGGACGCCCAGGAGCGUAUAGCCAUCAGGACACUACUCCGGGCAGUUAUGCACCACUUCGUCCCCCCGGAUCACCGCCACGGACCGUUCCUCCUGCAACUCACCGACAUCCACCAGAGCAACAUUUUUGUGGACGAUGACUGGAACGUCACCUGCUUGCUCGACCUAGAGUGGAUCUGCGCGCUUCCGGCGCAAAUGCUGGCUGUUCCGCACUGGCUAACGGAUUGCGCUGUUGACGACAUCGUUGGCGCCGAGUAUGAGACUUUCGACCAGGUCCGGCGGAAAUUCUUGUCCGCAAUGGACCAAGAGAUCAAGACCAGCCGGCUGGCCCACGACGUUCCGAUCACGCGUACGAUGCAGGACUCGUGGUCCUCCAAAGCUGUAUGGUUCUGGCUUUGCAUCAUGUCUAUCAAUGGCUGGCUCUUUGUCUUCGAGGACCACAUCCUCCCCAAGUUCGGGGCCAGCAAAGACUUGGUUCCUGAGCUGAAACAAGUCUCGGCACUCUGGAUUGAAGACAUCGACGCGGUUGUUAAAAACAAAGUCGAGGAUGAGGCGAAGUAUCAGGAAGAACUCUGUUCUCUGUUUGCCAGCCAAGGAGCCCCUAAGGAUAGUCCAAGCACCCUGGCUGAGGACAACCAACCUCCGCAAGCAAUCCCGCUAUAG